Lycium ferocissimum is the source of this 2341-nucleotide messenger RNA. RefSeq names its product aspartic proteinase PCS1. The transcript has a single exon. Gene Ontology annotation, biological process: proteolysis. The coding region runs from base 497 to 1837 and encodes 446 amino acids. Gene Ontology annotation, molecular function: aspartic-type endopeptidase activity. The record is from RefSeq and is a predicted model, not a curated record. NCBI's taxonomy places the organism in Eukaryota, Viridiplantae, Streptophyta, Magnoliopsida, Solanales, Solanaceae.
UGAAUAAUCCUAUUUCUAACCAGCAACCAAACAAUCCCUUUAAAUUCCUCAGUACGACCUCGCAACAACCUCCCACAUUACUGCUUACUUUAAUGGCUAUGACCAAUUUCACUUCAAGAUUUAUUGUCUAACGUUUUUUUCCUGUCGACAUUAAACCUGAACUCAAGUCUACCACCACCAUAGAAAUUUCAGAUUCCUUCCUUAUUCCUCUCACAUAGCUUCUGUCCCCAAAACUCACAACACAUCCUUAGUCCAUUCUUACGCAAAGAAUACUUCACCAUUAAUAUCGGCACAUCUGAGAUCACCAAAUGCUCGGAAAUUUCUCUAUUCAAUCCUUUUUUUUCCUUCUCGCUGGAUAUCUGGUUCGUACACUGUCUUUUCUUUGUUUCUUGGGCCUCUAGUGAGUUACAGAUAGAGUUUAAAAAGGUCAAUUUUUUAAUUCUUUCUGUCCUUUUUUAAUCAGCUCAAAUUUGCUCUUUCAGUAAUUUAAUUCACCAUGAAAGUUCCCUUCUUUUUCAUACUGAACUUCCUGUUCUUGUUAUACCAACACCUGAAAUGUUUUUCCUCUAGUAACUUCACUACUCAAACUCCUCCACCAUUGUUGAUUUUACCACUAAAAACUCAAGAAAUCUCAUCUAAGUCCUUCCCUAAAGCACCAAACAAACUCCCAUUUACACACAACAUCACUCUUACAGUCUCCCUAUCAGUAGGUACACCACCACAAAACGUUACCAUGGUACUAGACACAGGUAGUGAACUCUCAUGGCUACAUUCCAACUCGACCCGACCCAUUUCCAACUCGACCCGACCCGUUUUCGACCCGACCCGAUCAAGUUCUUACCGACCCAUUUCUUGCUCUUCACCAACAUGCAGGACCCGAACACAAGAUUUUUCCAUACCAGCCUCUUGUGACUCCAAAAAUUUAUGCCAUGCAGUGCUGUCAUAUGCGGAUGCCACGUCAUCAGAAGGGAAUCUAGCAAUGGAUACGUUUACUUUUGGUGGGUCCGGGUCCGGGUCAAAUUUUUCGGAUACUAUAUUCGGGUCAAUGGAUUCGGGUUUUAGUAGUAAUUCAGAUGAAGAUGAAAAGACAACCGGGUUAAUGGGUAUGAAUCGUGGAUCACUUUCUUUUGUUACACAAAUGGGGUUUAAGAAAUUUUCAUAUUGCAUUUCUAGUCUUGAUUUUUCUGGUGUUUUAUUACUUGGUGAGUCUAAUUUUACAUUUUUUUUGCCGUUAAAUUACACACCCUUAGUUGAAAUAUCACUUCCUUUACCUUAUUUUGAUAGAGUAGCAUAUACUAUACAACUUGAAGGUAUUAAAGUCAAGGAUAAAUUACUUCCUAUAGCAAAAUCCGUAUUUGUACCCGACCAUACCGGGGCAGGUCAAACCAUGGUUGAUUCGGGUACACAAUUUACUUUCCUACUUGGUCCUGCUUAUACUGCAUUAAGAAAUGAAUUUUUGAAUCAAACCAUGGGAACUCUUAAGGUUUUUGAAGAUCAAGAUUUUGUAUUUCAAGGUGCAAUGGACUUAUGUUAUCGUGUACCUAUUAACCAAACGAGGUUACCAACGUUACCUUCGGUUAGUUUAGUGUUUCGAGGUGCGGAAAUAACGGUUUCGGGUGAACGGUUGUUGUAUCGGGUACCCGGUGAGAUUCGAGAAAAAGAUUCGAUACAUUGCUUCACUUUUGGAAAUUCCGAGUUACUAGCUAUCGAGGCGUAUAUUAUUGGACAUCAUCAUCAACAAAAUGUAUGGGUAGAGUAUGAUCUUGAAAAAUCACGUAUUGGAUUUGCUCAAGUACGGUGUGAUCUAGCGAGUCAAAGAUUUGGUCUUUUUCGUUAAACGGAGAUUAAAUCGAAGAUGUAAAAUAUUUUUCUUCACUUAUAUAUAGUUCGAGUUGAAAAUAGCAUAGUCCUUCUCUCCCGGCCAAUAAUACCAAUUUAGAUGGUGGAAAAGAUGUCAUGUAAUUAUUGUAAUCUACUAUGACGUGAUUAAUGGAGUUUUUGCAACUAGAUUUGCAAUGUGACAAGUGGUCCCAAGAAAUAACACCGAUCAAAUUUAUGAAUUGCCAUACUGAAGUUACUGAAGAUGCAGGACAUCAGAUGAAGGUGGGUUGUUGGUUCAUGGCUAUAAUGGUUGGUGAUUUUAAAGAGAGGCUUUAAGAAAAUUGUCUUUUCACCAUUUUGUACAUUUAUUCCUUUUUGUGUUAGACAUAAGUUGGAUGGUUGGUUGAAAGUGUAUACUGUAUUCUUUGAACUUAGUUCAGCUACUCAGCAAUAACUUUGUGGCUGAAGGUAAAGGUUGUGCUGAUUUUUUUCAACGGCAAUUAAUAAUCUUCUUGUCGCA